GUCCUUGUUAUGCUCUGCUAAUCGUCUUGACAAUUCUCGUGACUGAGACCAGCUCUACCGCGGUCAGGAGUGAUUCAGUCCAAGGUAAGCCUCCCACUCUUCCCUCUCUCCCCUUCUCUUUUCUUUCUCUCCCUCUCUUUCUCUGUAUCUCUCUCUUCUGUUUCUCAUCUAGUUUUUCUGGUUUCUCUAUCCUCUCUCUAUUUCUCCCCCCUUUCUGUACCCCAAUCUCUGCCACCCCUCCGCUUGCGUCAACAGCAGAAUAACCCACCAUGGGCAGUAAUACGCAGAACCCCAGGCCAGGGCACAGCAAUGUGAGCAAGAAAACAGGUGCGCACUUGAUCUUGACCGAUAUUGCGUUUAGAUCAGUGUAUCCGCCAGAUGUAUGCCCACGGAGCCGCAUCGUUGCUGUCUGCGGCGUUAGCGACGUCGAUGACCUCGCAUCACCACACCUUGACGGAUGGUUGUUCAGUGAUUUUUACUUACUCCACCAUCUUUUAAGCCUCGUCUACACUCAUACGUCGAACCAGGUCUGGCUCACCUGCCUAGAACCGAAGUACUUGGUCGAAAAAUACACAGAGUAUGCCCACGGCGAUCCCCGGAACGACCGGAGAGCUGUUCUUGACAAAGACCGUCUCAGUGACAUCGAACUUGCAGCCAAUAUGCAUGUGGUGGAUCAGGAGAUUCUAUUGGAACGGUUUGUCAGGACUGUGGAGGAACAGGCUCGAUACGCAAAAGAAUAUGGAGAGACGCUACUCGUUCUUAUAUUCAGUCGCGGAAACUGCGGCAAUUUCAGUGUUCAGAUCGGGGGCGCGCAGCCGGAUGAGGAUAAAUGUCAAUUGGAGAUCGAGGAUUUGAAGCGAGUUCUUCCAAAAGGCCUUGAUGUGACCCUCAUGUUGACGUCUUGCUAUUCCGGGGGCUGGCUGAUUCAACCAAAUAUCCACUACCAUGAACACUUGAACACUGGGAUUGCUGUAUCCUUCGAAACGCGCUCGUGGUCAAUGGGCAAGAGCGUCGGCCGUGCUUGUGGCAGUACCGUUACUUCUGCGAUUGUCGAUCAAUUGAUCAAGAUCGAAGAAGCACAAGACGCUGAAGAGUCAGCAAAAUCACAUCUCAUGUACUCCGAACUGGUGUCGGCAAUCUAUGACAAGGCAACUGAACUGGAUACCUUUUUCAAAGACCAAAACAUCCAAUUCUCUACACAGGAUGACGAUUGGGAGUCCCAUUGGCGGCCGCGGACUGGAACGCCGCUGGCAAAAUUCAAAGAUCACUGGGAGAUGCUUCGUCAGAUUCCGCCAAGUAGUGUCUGUGUCGACCACACAACAGGAGGCCGGCAUCCAACAUCGACGAGACGGGUAGGGUCUCUCCAAAACGAUCUGCAUCGCUUCGCAGCUGAAUAUUUCAGAGCAAAACCAGGCCGUUCCGGUCUCAGUUCUAAUGUCGCCCUGCACAGCGCUCUCUACCGGUUCUCUCAGGGAUUUCCCGAGGCUGAUGACACCGAACAUCUUCAGAGCAUGCUCAACCAAGUCAUCUAUCGGUUGAAUAUGAUGAGAGACGCCGACGAGUUUGUCGGUGCCAUGGGUUUCGAGUUUCCCAGCUGCCUGGGAUAUUCGAUUCAAGACGACUACAAGCCCAGUGCCACCUCACAAGCCAAGCGAGACGUUGCCUGGAAUCACUUGAAAAGGGUGAAACUGUUCCCAAUCUCAGCUCCAUAUUUCACGCACUUCACGAAACCCCAGAACUACCUGGCCAUUGUCCUUGCCGAGAGAUGCGAAUCCACAACUGCAAUGAAGGAGAAGAUCGCCAAAGCUCUAGAAUGGAAAGAAAUCAAAGCAAGCCAAUUGCUUCCGAAUGUGCAGGCCUACAAGAUCAUCAACGACGAACAAAUCCGAAGCAAGCUCCAUGCCUGCUACGAAGGCUUGAGAGAAGCAGGUCAUCGCCUGUAUGUCAGAGCUGGGGUGUUGACUCGGCCGUGCCCACACGAGUUCCUUGAUAUACCCACCUUUUCUACGGCGAAAUCAUGAUAUAUGGAAUUGCAAGAAGGUACGCUGGUCGGAUAGAGGGAAGUAACCUGGAGUACAAAGAUCUUAUAUGCAGUUAGACGGAAGUAACCUCGGGAGCUAUUCAUAGU
Messenger RNA from Penicilliopsis zonata CBS 506.65, 2128 nucleotides. RefSeq lists its product as hypothetical. NCBI's taxonomy places the organism in Eukaryota, Fungi, Ascomycota, Eurotiomycetes, Eurotiales, Aspergillaceae. Bases 270 to 2021 code for a protein of 583 amino acids. The record is from RefSeq and is a predicted model, not a curated record. The transcript is spliced from 3 exons.